Molecule: messenger RNA, 12320 nt
Organism: Porites lobata
Lineage: Eukaryota; Metazoa; Cnidaria; Anthozoa; Scleractinia; Poritidae
Source: the annotation of a GenBank genome assembly
AGUUGCCAGCUCGCAACGGUUACCAAGUCAACAAACAAAAUGGCCGAUAGGAAAAGUUAACCCGAGCAAAACAGUAAGUGAAUUUUACAAACCACAGGACGAUGUCCCACACAAAGCUUCCUCCACUUCCACCGUGAGUACAUUUUCCUAUAUUUUAGCCUAUUAAUGUCACAGUUUAAAGGUGCUGAAGAUCCUGGACAUCAACUUUGAACAGCUGAGGUUUUAGCAAUGUGUGGAUAACUGGUGCGAUGAUCGUUUUGCUGAAAAUCACUUCAACUUCUCAACCAAUUUUCAUAGAAACCCAGUGUACUGUUGUGUUUGUAGUGUACUACAAAGUGUGCGUGUUACCGUAAUACUGUGGCAACAGAAAAGAUAGGAAUUGGUUUUGCAGGAAUAGUUUAUAGUUUUAUGUGGCCUGUAAGCCUAUAAUUUUUGGGGAGAGCUGGUUUCAACAAACCUGGGCUCGAUGAUCGAUAAAUUAAUCUGGUUAUUUCCUUUCUAGGUCUCUUACAAACUCUCCUUACACAAAUACCAAGGCUUUAAAGCAAUACACUGGACUUACUGGCCCAAGUUACACUCUAACAGGCCAAUCAGGGGCUCAGAAGUAUGCACUCCCUUCAGCUUCUGUUCUGCAGGUAUAGAAGUAAAUUUAAAUUUUGUUUCUCAUGACAGUCCUAAAUGAUUUUUCUAACUGAAAUCUUGGGUUUAUCGUGUUUGAGCAGAAUACCAGAUAAAAAAUAAUAAUAAUAAAUUAAGAUAAAUAUUUUUUUGUCUUUUGCAUUAGUCAGUUAUAAACUUGAAGGUUCAACAUUAUGCAUGCACCUACCUUUUGGUGAAAUUAUUCUCAGGGUCUUUUUUCUCCUCUUCCCCCUGAACAAGAGAGAGGAAAGGAAGAAGACAGACCCUGAAAACAAGACUGAUUGAAUUAGAGCUGUUCACAAAGAAUUUAAAUAAUAUCCUGGGAUACAGUAAUAGCAGUACCUCCGAAAUGUUUUACAGUCAGCUCUCUCUAAGACAGACACCUUUGGGACCGGCAAGUGUCUGUCUUAGAGAGAUGUCCGUCUUAUAGAGAGUCAAAUAAAGGGAGUAAAGAAAGGCAGGGACCAACUCUAAGCGUCCAUUUUACAGAGGUGCCCAUCUUAUAAAGGUGUCUGUUAAGAGAGGGUCGACUGUAUGUGGAACUGUGACGGAGGCUGUUUUUGGAAACGGUGGUGUGAGCUACAACCAUUUUAGUCUGUGAGAGCAUGACACAGUAGCAAUUGUCAUAUGCUCUGACACAAUAUAAAUGUCUGUUCCAAUUUUGCAUUUAAAAUUAACCAUGGCUUUUGGUUUGAUUCCAUUAAUUUGUAUUCCAGCCCUAUAUAGACACACGGGCAGGCACUUUGGACACAUGGCCAGCACAUGCUCUUGGUCCCAGUGCUCCAGAUCUAAACCCUGGACAGGCCAAACAAACAAAUGAGUUUAUGCCCAAGGGAGUGCACAAGCCAAAGUUUCUGGAACAACUUGAGGCCUUCUUACAAAAAGAAUUACGUUCCCUAGAUUGUGCUGAGAUGAUUCCAAGUGAGAAAAGACUGCAGGUAUGUAGUGAUAGUUGUACUGAUCCUAGAUGCAAUCUAUACAACGAUAACAGCAUUCAUACAGAUCAUAGAAAACCUAGAAGGUCAUGAAAUUUAAGAAUAAAUAUUUCAUAAGUCAUGGAAUUUAAUUGUUGGUCAUGGAAAGUUGUGGAAAAUGUUGUACAUGUAUAUGUUUUGGUAGAUUAGUUAAGUGCAGAUGUCCAAGCAAGGACAGAGUCUAAGACAGAGACAAGAAAUAAAAAUAGUGUGAAUGACACACAUGUUGGUGGAUACCAGCGUUUGUGUCUGUUGAACUGAGUUAGGUGGGAAAAAAUCACCAAAAAAAGAGAAAGUUUUUAAAUUUUUUAAAAGAAAAGCUAAACCUAAGGUCAUGAGGUGGGAAAGUUCUUAGAAAAAUUCAUAGAAUUUUAAAAGCUCAAAAGGGUGCAAACCAUUCAUAACAAAGUCGUGAAAAGUAAAAUUUUAAAUUCUCUUUUUUUAUUAUCAGGCCUUUAGGGAAGUGUUUGAAUACUUGAUAGAAGAUUUUAAGACAUACAAGCCUCUACUGUCAGCAAUAAAGCAUGAGUAUGAGAUGAUGUUGGUGCAUCAGAGAGAAAAGAUGAGAGAGCUGGAGCCACUAAAGGUAUUUCCUAAAAAAAAAACAUGAACACUUAAAAUAUUAUUUGAAGUGUUGCAAGGAAAAGGCUAUCAGGCUUGUGUGUUUGUGGUGUUCAAUUUGCUUAAUAUUUUAUUUUCUAGAGCAUGCUUGUGACAGUUUCUGAACAAUGUGAGAAGAAGCUGUUAGCUGUCAAACAGGAAGAAAAGUCUGGUAAGAUAUAUGAUUCAUUCGUCCUUUCACUCCCAAAAGUGGCCAGUAAGUGAAAAUUCAACUCAAUUUCAAAAUUUUGUUUUAUAAAUUUAAAUGCUAAAAGAAAAGCAAAUAGAUGUAAAUACAUGUCCCUUGCUUCUCUCUUCCUCUUUGUGGGAAAAGCAUUGCAUGAUGUUACAAAGAAAGGCUGUGUAUGAGACCAUCUAUUUGAUAGUGGCUUCUUAGUUUAUCAACCCCUUCCCCCCCUCCCCUCCCCACUCCAACCCAGCAAAUCUCCUCUAAAUAUCCUUUAAUUUGUAUUCAGAUGUGUUAGAAAUGAAGAAGGAAAAUCAAAGACUGCAAAAUGUAAUAUCAGGACUCAGGUAAAGACCCAGUAGCCUUUCUACUGUACAAUCAUACAUGUAAAAUAAUGUUACAGGUCAAAAUUAAAUUCAUCUUAAAAAGUUUUAACCUAGGUUGAUUCUCAAUUUCCUUUGUCUCCUAGCCCUAAUUCAUGAGUAAUGUGUGGUUCCAGAAAAUAUCCAUACCCCCCCCACGGAAGAUCAUUGGAAAUUCCAAGGGGGAGGGGGGGGUCAUCAAAGACCCCCUUGGAAUGGAAAAUCCUGGGGGGUGAGGGGUGCAAAUCAAAGAAUCUUCCGUGGGAGGGGUAUGGAUAUUUUCUGGAACCACACAAUUAGGGAUAGUAGACAAAGGAAAUUGAGAAUCAACCUAAAUUAAACAAUUGCAAGCUGAAUUUAAUUUUGAGCUGUAACAUUAUAUAUAUUAUAUAUCAAGUAAAAUUCAGUAAACACAACAAUUGUGACAAUCAUAAUAACUCAUACUAGCUUUGCUUUAACUGCAUGUCCCAAGAUUGAACAACUAGCACCGCUUGGUAAAGCUUACAUGUCAUCCUGCACAAUGUGCUUUCUGUCUGAGGACACUGACCUGAUAGAGAGCAUAUAAACGCUCACUAGUCUAUGCAGACUAUGUAAUAGUUAGCUGAACUUUGUGUUUGUACAGCUAUGUGUAAGGUAGAAUCUGCUUGAUUUUGUUGGUCAAAUAUUUUUAUUUUACGUUAUGGUCUGUUGCUCUUUUAGGGAAGAGCAGAUAUCUCUUCAAGUUCAAGUUGAAAAGGUGAUGAACCUGUAUAAAAGUUUACUAUGAAAAAUGGUACACACUGUAAGGAUUAUCUUAAAAUAAAUUAUUUAUUUCAAAGCAUCCAUUUUAAUCCAUCCAUGUUUUCCAAAGCAUCCAUUGUAAUUAGCUGACCUUGGGAGAGCACCAGUCUGCCAAGUGGGAGGUUGUGGGUUCAUACCCCCGCCAGACCAACAACCAGGGUCUAAAACUGGUGAGGUCAUGCUGGCUGUGAUUUGAGACCUUGUCUCAGUUCAGAUGAUUGCAUCAAUGGGCAGUGACAUUAAGCCGUUUGCCUUGUCUCCUUCGUCCUUCUUUCAUUGGUCAAAUCAAAGGGGACAUAAAAGAGCCAGCACUACUGUUCGAAAAGAGUAUUUCCCCGGUGGUCUGGUCUACCCUCCGUGCAUCACGCAUCGUUCAUAUCAUGUGCUAUGGGUGGGUUACAGUAAGCUCAUCAGUGGACUGAUAGCGGCUGCCAGUGGCGCCCUUGCAUGUGUGUUGAUGUCUGAGCUUAUAUAUAAUGUAAAGAGGGCACGUCUUGUUCUCCUCUAAUUGACGUAACUACAUUACAUUACAUUGUUGGAUGCCCCCCAUGCGACCUGUACAUACUUAGUAUACACUAUUGCAAGUGCGUACUCAACAUACAAAUUUAUAUUGACUUUAAAAUUUGCUGUUAAGAUGGGAUAAGUCAAUUAGUGAAAUUAUUAGGUGUAUCACAGGGCAGGAAAAAAAAUUUGGAAUCCACUUGCCUAGUGGGCAAGUAAAUUUUAGUUUUCACUUGCCCCUAAUUAAAUGUUUCUUGCCAGAAGGGAACACAAUGUUUCAUGAUCUAUAGUUCAAAUAAAUUGUCUCACUGAUCUUGCAGUCUUCAGUUCUGAAUUAGUUUUCUUUCUGGAAAUUAUCUUUUACUAAGCUGAUACUUUCCGCUGGGCCACCAAACUUCUAUUUUUACUUGCCCUGCGCAAUCGGACCUGGGUUUUUUUCCUGCCGUGUAUCAUACUUACAUGAAGAUUAGAGAAGUACUGUAAACAUAGCUCCAGUUUCUUAAAUUCUAUGGCUGUGAUCUUGCAUUUGUCCAUAAAAACCACUGAGGAAUAGCUCAUUUAUAAGUUUAAGUAAAUUUACUUUUUCUUCUCUUUGCAAACAGAUAUUUAGUGUUUUAGAAACAAAACGUUCAACUGACUGCUAAUUUUUUAUUUCAGCUACAAGAAGAGUUAGCUGCUGAAUAUUUACGAUAUAGAAACGAGUGUGAUGCCAGGUAUUAACGACAAAUGAAUGCAUGCUGUGCCAUAUCAUGCAAAGAAGUAAUUGCCAUAGGAUAAGGUGCUGAACGCAGGCACCGAGGUUUGGGAUGGGCAAGGGAAGAUUUUCCCCCACCCCACCCCUCAAGUGCUUACUCGCAAGCUAAACUCAGAGAAAAGUGAUAGCUUGAGAGGUGAACAUAAAGAGAAAUACAUAUAGUGUCAGCGUCAGUUCCUUACUCAACCACUUGCCAUCUAAACAGUCCAACUUAACUUCGUUGGCAAUUGACCCGCGUUGUGAGUAUGAUAUUGUACAGAUCGAAUACUUGCUACGUUUUAACCCCCAUAAAAGAUGAUGACUUUUUUACCUUAUUUGAGACCCGCUUAUGGUGGUUUAAACAGCUUUUGCGAUCUUUGCACAAGUAGUCAGGCAUUACAGUGUAACUACUUGCAUCAAAGAAAAUCGUUUGCCGACGAUAGCACAAAAUGACCUGUAUACUUUUAAUUUUGUCAACGUAUUUUAGGAAGAUGUUGAUAGCUGAUAUAAAUGAGUUAAAAUAUCAACAAGAAGACGCCAAGAAACCGAAUGCAGAGGAAGAAGGCGAAGGAAAAGAGGAUGUCACAUUCCUUAAACUCGCGCUGAAGUAAGUACCACAAACGAAAAGAAAUCCCAUUACUGAUUCUCCAUUAUUCUGCAACUCAGGCUACGUUUAUACGGCAACGGACGAAUUUUCGUCCGGCUGAAAAAUUUGACCGGACACUUCGUUCACACCAGCCCGUUAGAUCUAUUAUUUUUGCUCUGUUCUCACAGAACUUUAAACGACCAGGCUUCUAAAUUUUCGUACUAUUAAGGUCGUUCCGUGUUAAAGGGACACCUAAACGCACGAAUUUUCAACCGGUCAAAAUUCGUUCGUUGUCGUGUGAAAGAAGCUUCAUUGAAAAGAAAGAAAGAAAGAAAGAAAGAAAAGCCUUCUCUCUGACUCUUUCGUUUUUCUUGUGGCUUUUUCUUCUUGCAGGAAAGCAAGAGAGGAUCUUGAUGCCAAGAGUCAAAAGCUGGCAGAAAUGGAGGCUGAUUAUGGAGAUGUUGUGCCGAGAAGGGAUUUUGAAAGACUUGAGGCCCAGUUUAACGUAAGCGUUCCCUUUACUGUGUUGCCUAAACGAAAAGCCGAAACUGUGAGAACCUGAAAUUUUCGUUAGACAACACCAAUGGUAACAAAAUAUAUAGCCGAGACGCCUGUCAUUCUCAAAUUCAUCAUUUUUUAAGGGGCCGUAUCACAGCAGUCCAAUCCAUUUUGUUAAGUAUUUUCCCAUGGUGUUUCCAGUCACUCGCUCUUACUUGUUAUGAAACUCAUUGAUAGCGAAGACAUUACCUGUAAAUAACAAAAUCCUGACAACUUUGUUACAAACGAAUCUGCCUCUUAAGCGUUAUAUACAAAAAAGCAAAUAACAAAAGCACCUAAUUGCAAUCUGUCUAUAGUUAGCUGGUCAAUUCCUACUGUCUGAAUUUGGCUAAAUUCUCCCCUUGGCUAAGACGAAUUAGUGAGUGAUGCCUUUUCCUUUCGCAAAAACUGUAAUUUUCUGUGAAUAGAAGUAACUUAUAAAUAGUAGCAUGCACUUAAACCCCUUCAAAUAUUCCUUGUCCCAUUUUUUAAAAAGAGAAAUUGAUGUUCAUGUUUUUUUUUUUUUCACAGAAAUUACAGAAAGAUAUGGAAACGUUUACCGUGGAUAAUCAGAAGCUAAUGCAGGAGCACAAGUGAGUUUGUAGCUUCAUUAAGCAAGGGUAAAACGAACCGAGAGUUUAAACGCUGGAAAUAGCAAAGUUGAAUUAAACGUUCAGGGUUAAAAGUCUUUACUUAAAGGGGGAAGAAAAUUUCACCAUCUACACUCUAUACGCUUUUCAGAGGAAUCAACAGUGAAACUACUCAAAGUAUCCUGUCAGUUGGACUCACAACCGGGCUGACUCUGAGUCCAUCACGUAAACCCUUUGCUCCCAAUGCAGUCGUUUAUAGCUGGAGAGUCUUGAGGGGAAACAUGGCCGCCCCAAAAACGACUGGGUAGGAGAUUAGCUAAUCCUUCGAGCACACUUUGCUCGAACCAGGGAUUCAGCAUUAUACGCGCAACCAAUUUUACUUGGGAAAGUCAGCAGUCUGCAGGUAAAACAAUGAAAUAGCUCAAAGCGUUUAGAAGUUCGUGUAUUUCAGUGAUAUUAUUGUCCUGGUUUGUUAGACCCUCUCUGUUUUCCGUAAGGUCUUGUCAAAAGGUACAAUAUACAAAUAUCUGCUUUUUCAUUGAAAUUUUCAGUGCCAUUCUUGAAGUGCACAAGAAGGUGGUGGAUCAGAGAGAUCAGUACGCACAUGACUGUGAGCAGAUGAGAAGAAGUGCCACACCCAGGUAAGUACUUUUGGCCGUACAGUGAAGUGUUCAUAACAUGGGCAACAAAGGGACAGAGUCCGUAUUACAGAGGUCUCACUUAUAUUAUUUGAAAUCUUUAGACUCGAGGACGUGGAUCGACUCGGUAGAUAACAAAAAGUAUCGUGUUUUAUUUGCACCUCCAUACUUCUUUACUCUUGUUAUGUUUAGGCCUCAUUGGGAGAAGUGUGCACAGUAUGUUGAAGGAGGAACAGAUCGAUGGAACGAGUUGUCUCAGAACAGAAGCAGUGAUGAGCUAGUGGAUGUGUUGCUAGCGGAAAUGACAGGACAAGAUAUUGCUAUCAUACAGGCUGGUGUUAGCACUGGUGCUGAAUACUUUCAAGGACAGGUAAAAAUUAUUCGAACAAGACGCAUGAUCCUUGUAGUUUACAUUACAUUAUUGCAACUCUCUAUAAUGGUUAUGAUGUAAAACAACUUCCUGUGGCUCAUGAUUUGAUGACAGCUCAAUGGGUGGUUUAAUAUGAUAAACUAAUGACAAUGGCUCUAUUUUGGUAUGGUUUAAUUAUGAUGGCGAAACGACGCCGUUAGAGAGAAUGUAUGAGAAUCGCUUAAAUUGGGCCUGAUCUCAGGUUAAUGAUACACUCGCUGAUGAUAGUGAUAGGAAUGGUGCGGAUAUUGGUAAAGUGAAUUUGGGUGACAAAGUUUUACAGUGCAGGAUGAGCACUGGGCUUCAGCCGGCUAAUUUAGAUUUAUCUGACACGCGCAAUAAGGAAAGUUACCAAGAGGAAGAUGUUACAUCAGUUGACCAUUUUACAAGAGUGGACAAGUGCUUUGAACUCGCGUCAUCGUCCCCCUUUAAAAGACACGCUACGACUUUAUCCUCCACCUAUGCUCCGAUCCUUUGUAUUUCUUCGUUUUGUACCGCCUCUAGAUUAUCACUGGUCCGGUUACAUGUUUCUGGGCCUCAUUGGCCAUGGUUCGAAAUUCCAUAUUGCUCUACAUUGAGUUCAUUUUUUCUUGCGUUUGAUACUGAAGGCGCAAGAUGCGGAAUUUUUCUUCGAGCCCUGAUUUGUUUCUACUGUGUGACUUGCUGGUAUUUGUUGAACAGUCCAGUCAUUUGUGAUUUUCACGGUUGUUUCGGUCGUUCUCACUUUCAGUCUUAAUUUAUAAAUGUUCUUUUACUGCAGGGUGCCGGUCCAGAAGUGCCUAAAUUUUUACGUUAUGAUGGUCAAGUGCGUAACAGACGUCUCGGUAAGAGAGACACUUCACUUCUCAUCAAAGACAUCUGGCAGGAAAAAGCAGCUCACGACGCUGAGGUAAGAUAAUCAGCAGAAAAUUCUCUGUGAGAGGCAAGUCAAGUAGACAAACUCAGAGUGAAUAGCAAAGUUUUUUAAAAUAUGCGCUAUUAAAAAAAGGAGCAAACCCUGCCUUUCGAGGGUGCUGCCUCAUCUUUAGUGGUUUAAAAGCAACUGAAAAAUGCACGCUUAAUGUAACGUUCUAAUAAAACUCAAAACAAAGACGUAACGUUACAUGUGCGCUCUGACUUUGAGAGCAUUGAGGUCAACAUUUAGGCCAGGUGGAUCUAGACAAACACAGGGUGGGUAUACAUGCACUGUUUUUAGAACUGAAGGUAAAGAAACGAUAUUUUUACACAAGAAAGUACUUUGGGUUUUAAUAAACCUUUGAUUCGGUCGAAUUAGGUAUCAACCUCAUUUUUAAGCAUUCAUUUGUCUCAUUUGUUGAGCCACUCAAAAAUAUUUAACGACAUUAUAGUGGGUAGUAAGGGUUGUUAGAGGAGGCAUGGUUGGAUUCAUCUUGCAGUAUAGCGCAUAGCUGUUUCAUUUGCCUGAUGGAGUUUUUUUAUUACUUUUAAGUGUAGAAAAAGGAAAAAGUCCUACGGGCAAAUGCGAUGAGAGAUUAGUACACGGCAUUCUUACUCAGUCACCGUUUCUGCUUUUUACUUGUCCUCUUAUGGGUCUUAGAGUCUUGUUUGAGAAUCUCAUUCAGGUGAACGCUUGCAUUCCAUUGCGCAAAGUACCACGAUGUGAAUGGGAGGCCUGAUCGGCUCUGUGUAAUUUUGAGUUUUAUUUUUUUAAUUAUUUUUCCAGAAACCCGACGGAGAGCGUGAGGACUUGGGCGAGUUCUUGUAUCAGUACCUCAACAGGCGGUUCGGUGUAGAAAACAUGAUUAUAGAGUGGGGAUAUAACCUGUAUGAUGCCUGCGGUCGGUACACACAUGAUCCAAGGGUUGGUCUGUUCUAUGGAAUACUACAGAAGGAGGUAUAGAUUGAACAAUGAUCACUUUCCUAUACUCAUUUACUCUCUCCUCGGUAUAAUCUUAGUCACCAAUAUUGUCGAAAUACAUGCUUGCGAUGGUUAUAGCAUGGUAAAUGGUGUGCUCUGCUAAGUUUAGGAAGUAGCUAUUCCCCAGUCGGUUGGUUAUUGGACCAGUGCAGUAGCUUUCACCUUCCACUUCCUCUAUUUUCGGGCCUACUGUUUAAAAGGGAGAUAUGUCCCUGCUCCUUUAAAGGGUCUCUUAUUUCCCUCAUUUCUAAUGAUAUCUAAGUCGAUCACGGAUAUACAGGUACGCGAAGCAAAGCUAUGUGACUGUAUACAUGAGGUUGCGCAAGAAAUAUAGCAUUAUUGAUUAUUAAUUUAUUUAUUGAAUUAAUGAUAUAUUCAUUUCAUGUCUCACUUUCUGGAUUUUAAAGUGACUCGAGUAACUUCAAUUUUCAGAUCGAUGAAGCAGUUUACCACGAUCAGUUAGUGAUGUUAGAAAAACUUUACAACGCAUUCACCAAAGUUGAUCUGGCAGCGGGAAAUCAGGUAAGGGAUUGCUCUUGUCGUCUCUUUGCCGUCAGAAUAACCAAAUGUGUAAUAUUAUCCGUCAUUCAAGAUAUUUCUCCAUCUCUUAUUGGCUUUAAUCUUUUGGCCAAUUCUACGUAACCAGCUGGCGCUGACCAAAUUUGGAAUUGGUUUGCUAUUUUUUACGUCGGUCACAGACGUCAGUGAGGGAUACUAUCAAAUUGUAGACAAUUGCUAUCUUGCAAUAACGACAACCUUAUUCCGAGGGUUCCCUCAGAAAGUCAAAGAGAGAGGCAGAUAAGUCUCAGAUAACACCUCCUCGGUCUAUAUAAUUGUUCAUAUCAUACCCAGCCUCAUCCAACUGACUGAAUCGAAAACGCGGAAAUCUGAUUUUCUAAGGCUUUAAUAUUUUGACAGUUAUAACUAUAAGGAUUAUUUUCAAAUAGUACCUUUAUUUGUUUUUCCAGGGGUCGUUGUCAAGAGCGGACUUUGAACAGUGCUUACGUUCAUUCUUCCCGCUAAAGGAUGACGAAUCGAUAGAAGUUUUAAUGAAAGCCUGUGAACAAGAGUCACCUGGAGAAAAUGUUCAAUACAAAAACCUGUUUACUGAGGUGAGAAGAUCAAGAAAUGUCGAUUUGGUUAACGAGACCUCUAGUCGAAGAGUUUCACGAAUAAUCCUUAACAUGUUUUUUUUUUGUUUUUUGGAAACGUUCUUUAAGUAAUAUAUCAAACAUGAGAUGCAGUGUUUCAUCACCAGAUGAAACACCGAGAAGAGAGUUGAAAAUACGACGCGCAGCGGAGUAUUUUUGACGAACUUCGAGGUGUUUCAUCUGGUGAUGAAACACUGUGUCGAAUGUUUGAUAUUUCUUCUCAAACAAAAUCAUUUUUGAAGGAGAAAUUAAGGAUGCAAAUACUAAGCAGUGUUUCAUCCGAUUUCCAAACACUCAUUAAACAUUAAUUUCCUUUGUAUUUUCUUAAUGAAUUAUUAAUGAGUUUGAGAAGUCCACUUGAAGAAGUCUCAAAAAAUCUCAAAGUCUCAAAAGAUCGGAAAUCUCAUUCUGUGAACGUUUUUAAGACCUGCUACAGGGCCUUCUUCUAAAUAAUUAUUACACAACAGAAACCAGUCUACAGCCCCUCUCUUUAAGGGUUUUGCUGUAAAACAGACACUUGGGCUUGAUCUUUGCCAUUCUCCAGCCCUUUUCCUUUAACUCUUUAUCAGAUGGACAGUUUUCUAAGUCGGACACUUUGUAUUAAUUCCAACGGUGUCCGUCGCGAAAAGAGUUGUCUUUACCAUCAAUUUACCUUUUGUUUGUAACAAGGAUGAAGAAGGACGAUCUGGACCAUUUGUGGACAGGAUACGAGAGCAAGAAAAGUUAGAGAAGACCAUGUAUGUAAAGGAGAUCGAAAAUGCCCUGACAGGCAACAGGUAAGAUAAGCUUAAAGGUUCUUGUUUUGUUGAUAAAAUAUAUCAACAUUUUCAUUCUACUUUUACGGACACUUUUUCCCUGUCCUCGUGUUGUUUUGGUAAUCAAAUUUUUUUGUGUGGGGCAGUUUUAUACGAAAACAGCUUUUGACGGUGAUGGGGACUAGGAAAAUGUGUUUAUUGUGUCGAGAACACUAAAUUUAAAAGCGGAUGAAGCAAGUACGUCAACAUUUAUGUUUCUAUGGUUCUAGAGUUCGUAUUCGUUUAUACAAUUACUUGAAGAAAGACGUCGAGGCUGUAACACAAUGGGAGAAUCUACAGUGGAAAAGUAAAAUAAUACCCGAAGGUUAAUCCCACCCUUAUUUAUUCUUAGUGAAGUGUCUGUAGAGAUGGUGCGUCAGGCCAUACAGUCAGUGGAUCCUGAAGCUCCGGCCGAGGUUAUUGAUAAAUAUCUGGGGCGAGCGUUCCAUACCGCGGCUGAUCAACUAGAGUCUGGGACCAAGAUUGAAACUACGCUUUUGAUAAAGAGGCUGCAGAGUGGAAGUGUGAAGAGACUGGGACCAAAACCAAAGUAACUCGAUGCUGAUUGGUUGAUUUUCAAUAGGACUUAUAAAUAACUUUCUCAUUUCUUUUACUUUAUUUUUUCAAAAAAAAUGGCUUAUUUUAUUUAUGUGGAAAAUAAUGUUUUAUCGAAAAUCGGUAUGUUAUUCUAUAACCUCAUCAAACAGUAGUAUGAAAAUGAAUGUAAGGUUGCGGGAUUUCAGUGAUAACGAACAAAACAAAACCAUUUUUUUAAGCGGGAGAGCCCAUCUCGUCACCAGAGCCUCCGGUUGCUGUGAAGUCGGGAACGUAAAGGGAGCUUGGUAUAAACUAAAGUUUUUGUGCCCGGUUCUCGGUGUUAAUGCGUCCAUACCUUCUCCACCUGUCGCUCUUUCGAAACAAUCUUUCAGCUUUCUAAUAUCAAAGAUCGCGUACGUAUCAUCA